GAAACGAAGGCCGUGGACACGACCGCCAGAGACCCGGAGCCGGUGGUCGCCACCAAGUCGUCCAACAGGUCGGCGAACGCGAGGAAUGCCAACAAAGAGGCGCAGGCGGCCGCUCAACAGCAACCGCCGGCCCCACCGGUGCCGCCGCAGCAACACAUGCCUCAACCGGCACAGCCAUCGCAGCCAACGAUCACUCAAUUACAUCCACAGCAGCCAACGAUCGUCACGAACAACAAUCAUCACCCGAUGCCAGUCAACCAGACACCCGGUGGUCCGACGCACGUACUACAGGCCGGCACUAACAUAGUGUUGGGCCCGUCGGGCAUCAACUACACCACCGCCGCCGCUCAAGGAGAUGGCGCGGACAGUCAGAGGAAUCCAUUGGCGACGAACGCCGGGCCCAAAGUGGUGCUCCUCCAGGGCUCAAACGGCCCGCAAUAUAUUGUGUCCGGACAUCCGGGUCAACCACUAAAUAUACCGCAAGAGUUUCUAAAUCACAUUCAGUUCCAGUCGUCGCCCGUCAUUACGCAGAGCCAGCCCUCUGUCCUCCAUCACACCAGUAGUCAGUAUUUGAUUAUCUCAUUGAUUGUGAUCACCGAUUGGUUCCAUGGAUUGGUUACGUUAACUUAACUCCAAAUACUACUAUACAAUACGCGGCGGCGCCGGGAGUGGCGAACAGGCAGUCGCCGCAGACCCUACCGACCGGUGCUAUCGUGCGUCCGGCGGCUCCGGGAACCGCGGCCAACCGAGUGGUCCAAUUGGACGGCGCGAACGAUACCAGCGAUGAGGACGACGAUGACGACGACGGCUAUAGGGAUAGGGAUGACGACGACCACGAAGACAACGACGAAGAGGUCAAUGACGACGAUAAUGAUGGACAGGGAGAGGAUGAGGUAC
Oppiella nova is the source of this 897-nucleotide messenger RNA. The record is from the annotation of a GenBank genome assembly. NCBI's taxonomy places the organism in Eukaryota, Metazoa, Arthropoda, Arachnida, Sarcoptiformes, Oppiidae.